GUCGGGUCUCGCACGGACGGCGCACGGAGCCGCGCUACUGGGCGGGGUGGGACAGGGCGGAGCAACCCGGGAGCUUUAAAGAGCCCAAAACAUAGUCCCCACCCAGGCUGCUGCAUCUCUCCUGCCGGACACCAUGGCCGAGAACUCCAAGAUUCAGCUGUUUGUCAAGGCCAGUGAAGAUGGUGAGAGUGUCGGGAACUGUCCCUCCUGCCAUCGUCUCUUCAUGAUCCUGCUACUCAAAGGUGUCCCCUUCACACUCACCACUGUGGACACCAGGAGGUCCUUGGAUGUGCUGAAGGACUUUGCCCCCGGUUCCCAGCUGCCCAUUCUGCUGUAUAAUGGGGAAGCCAAGACAGACACCAUCCAGAUUGAAGAAUUCCUGGAAGAGAUGCUGGGCCCCCCCAGCUUCCCUAGCCUGGUUCCUCAGUAUAAGGAAUCUAGCAUAGCCGGUAAUGAUGUCUUCCACAAGUUCUCAGCUUUCAUCAAAAACACUUCUCCUGCUCAGGAUGAAGCUCUGUACCGGACCUUACUUCGUGCCUUGAUGAAACUCGAUCAGUACCUGAGCACCCCGCUGGAGCAUGAGCUGGCCCGGGACCCGAAGCCCGCCCAGUCCCGGCGUCGCUUCCUGGACGGCGACCGGCUCACCCUGGCGGACUGCAACCUCCUGCCCAAGCUGCACAUCGUCAAUACCGUGUGCACCCAUUAUCGGCAGUCCCCCAUCCCCGCGGAGCUCCGCGGCCUGCACAGAUACCUGGAAAAUGCAAAGCAGCAGAGGGAGUUCAAGUACACCUGUCCCCAGAGCUCCGAGAUCCUGGCUGCCUACGCCUCGGUGGCCCGAGCUCGCUGAGCUCGGCCGGCUCUUCCCGGGAAUCCGUCCAACCUGGCUCUUGCUCCUCCCUACAGCAGCCUUUGGGGCGCACGGACUGGCUCCUGGGUCACCCCUCUGGGAGCACGCAACCUGCGCCCCCUCCAUCAUUGCACACUUUCGCCCACAUCCCCCCAAGUCACCGCUUCCAGGAUUUCCCUGAUUGCGCUGGACCUUUCUCGUUUCUAGCAGCCGCUGCUCUCCUGGGUUUGGUUUAGACUUAAUUGCUUCAAAGGAGUGUCCAUAAAUAUAUUCUCUGUCACAUCCGUGCCCAGGCGUGACUCAUUUUCCUGAGGGCAGGGGAUGUGAACAGGCCCCGAUUCUCCGGCCCUCCAUCUCCGGCCUGACCCCAAAUCUGGCCCCUCAAUCCUCAGGCCGUGCUCCCCUCUCCCCAAUGACCUCUGACCCUGCCUUCCCUCAAGCCCUCCCUGUGAUACCUCAGAAUGGCAGACACCAAAUACCUGUCAUCCCGGACUCUCGCCAGACUUAACAUCCAGCUGCCAGGGUGGGGCUUCCUCGGGCUGCCUCCCAGACACACGAAGGCCCACCCUCUCCGGACUCGGAGGACUAGAACUGCUCCUCAAACCAGUUGGGCUGGGGUGAGAACAGCAGAAAAGGUCUAGAUAGGCUGGGUGAGAGGGCAGGGCCGGGAGCCGCCUCCCUGAGCUGGGUGGGGAGAAGAGUAAAGUUGGGAAUGUUUCUGGCCGGCCUGACCACAUUUCUCCCAAGCCCACCGGUUAAACCAGCUUCUGCUUCCUAGCCACUAACCCAUCCUUGCCCCCUCCCAUCCUCUGCCUUAGCAUUGCUGGGGUCUGGAAGUAGACCCUACCCGCUGUGUAAGAGUUAGGUUCAAAUUCUGGCUGACAUUUAAUUGCUGUGUGUGUGUGACCGGUUCUGUCACUAUUGCUGAAAUCAGAGCACAGGUUCAAAUUCUGUCUUGGAUAUUUAAUAGUUUUGUGUCUCUGGUCACUUCAAAGGCUCUUUGAGCCUUGGUUUACUCAUUUGUAAAAUAAAAAUAUUACACUAAUAAAACUGGGCUAUUGUGAUGAAAGCACAUUGUAAUCUUAAAUCAACAGAGAAAUGUGAGCCAUUAUUAUAGAUGCAAAUUGUUUAUCUAUAUAUUUGUGUAUCUAAAACUGGACUGUACAUAUAUUUGUAUAACUAUACAUAUAUCUUUAUACAUCUAUAUAUCUCUAUGAAUGUGUCUGUAUGGCUAUCUAGUCCUAUGUAUCUGUAUGUAGCACAUCUGAUUGGGUGGCUAACGUCCUUUUCUGAUUUGGGGAUCUGUGGGGUGACCUUUACAGACUCUUCAGCCUCAGGUUCAUAGGUAUUUAUAGGAUCCAGGCCAGGGUGAAACACCUUGGAUAGGGUAGAGGAAGGGAAAGAGCAUUUAUUAAACCUAUAUUUAAUGUAUAGAAGAACUGCACAUGUGUAACAUAUAUUAGAUUAUUUGCCAUUGAAGGGAGGAAGUAGGGGGAAGGGAGAAAAAAAUUUGGAACACAAGGUUUUACAAGAGUGAAUUUUGAAAACUAUGUAUAUACUUUGAAAAUAAAAAGCUUUAAAAAAAAAUCAACAA
Molecule: messenger RNA, 2441 nt
Organism: Antechinus flavipes (yellow-footed antechinus)
Lineage: Eukaryota; Metazoa; Chordata; Mammalia; Dasyuromorphia; Dasyuridae
Gene: CLIC3
Product: chloride intracellular channel 3
Exons: 6
Coding region: 134-847 (237 amino acids)
Source: RefSeq, a predicted model, not a curated record